Molecule: messenger RNA, 618 nt
Organism: Lathyrus sativus (Indian pea)
Lineage: Eukaryota; Viridiplantae; Streptophyta; Magnoliopsida; Fabales; Fabaceae
Source: the annotation of a GenBank genome assembly
AUGGACCCACCUCAUAGUUGCACAACCAACAUCAAUCGGCAAGAUCAUGGAAAACUAAGCUCUCAAUUGAUAUCACAAGAGAUUUUGCAUCUUGUGGGCGUAGAUCCAUCUGUGAAGGUUAGCACAAUUAUCUCUCAUGUUGUUGCACGGUUCAACUAUACCCCGUCGUACAGGAAAGCUUGCAUUGGAAGAAUAAAAGCGGUCGAACAUGUAUAUGGGAAUUGGGAAAAAUCUUACAAUCAACUUCCACAGUUUUUACUAGCACUGCAGAAAUAUGUUCCUGGCACGGUUGUAAUAUUGGAGUCACUACCAGCAUACACUCCUAAGGGAACAUGCGUUGAUGGAAGUAGGAUAUUUUCUCGGCUCUUUUGGGCAUUUCAACCAUGUAUCAAAGGUUUUGCGUUCUGCAAACCGGUUAUUCAAGUCGAUGGAACAUGGUUGUAUGGAAAAUACAAAGGAACAUUGUUGAUGGCGGUUGCACAAGACGGAAAUAAUAAUAUAUUUCCGAUUGCCUUUGCCUUGGUCGAGGGUGAGACAGGCGAAGCUUGGAGUUUCUUCCUUAGAAAUCUUAGAACACAUGUUGCUCCUCAACCCAACUUAUGUCUGAUUUCCGACUGA